This is a messenger RNA of Kalmanozyma brasiliensis GHG001, 1089 nucleotides long. Its product is annotated as Thioesterase superfamily. The record is from RefSeq and is a predicted model, not a curated record. Lineage: Eukaryota; Fungi; Basidiomycota; Ustilaginomycetes; Ustilaginales. Bases 1 to 1089 code for a protein of 362 amino acids. The transcript has a single exon.
AUGAGGGCGACAUCGAUAGCCACAACCUCGCUGCGGCUGGCUUCGUCGAGCUCGCGCACAUUCUCGCUGCGUUCGCAGGGCGUGCUCGCCUCCCGAGCCACUCUCGCUUCGACAUCAUCCACUACAGCCUCCAACACAACACGCCGACCGCUCUCCACCACACCAACACCAAGAGCAUCUGGCGGCACGCUAGUCAAAGCGACAAUCGCACUGUCACUGGUUGGCAUCACCUCGUACCUCUUUGGCUCGCUGUACCCGCCACAGAUGCUCAAGCUCCUCUUCAAGCCAGCGACACCUGCGCGGUUGAAAUCAGACGGGCCCGAAGCAGAAGCUCACAUGCGCGAAAUCGAAGAAGCUCUGCACGCGCUGCCCAUCAUCGAGCAGCUCAAGCGCACCUCCGUCGCACACGGCUCCGCUGCCGAACUCGAAGUUCUCCGUUCGCAAGGCAAGCAUAUUACGGACCUGGAUCCGUCUACUACCGUUGAGGUUCCCGCGCAUGGCACGAUCCCAGGGGCAAACGUCGCCGUUGCCGGCCCGCCCGUCGAAGGUGGUCCCGCCGACACCCAUCAGUACGUCAUGACACGACCGUAUCUCAAGUACAGUCGGGAGAAGGCGCAGCACAAUCUCACCGCUGGCUCCCUCCGAGGACCGGGCAUGGUCGCCGUCCCCCCACUGGUGUUCACCAAGACGGGCCGGGGCGCGAACGAGCUCGGUGGUAAGGAGGGUGAUAGCACGAUCGUCCUCCAUCUCGGACGAAGUCUGUGUGGUCACGACGGCAUUGUGCACGGAGGCAUGCUGGCUACCGUAUGCGACGAGGCGCUGGCCAGGACAGCCAUGUACAACUUGCCCGGCAAGAUCGGCGUUACAGCGAGAUUGGAGAUCGAUUACAGGAAACCGACCAUGGCGAACCAGUUCAUCGUGCUGCAGACCGAGCUGGUGGAGCAGAAAGGCCGAAAAGCGGUGGUCAAGGGCACCCUGAAGGAUACAGAGGGCCAAUUGCUAUUGGAAUGCAGGGCCAUCUUUGUAGAGCCAAGAUACGCAAAGUACUUUUUGGACGCAAAGGCGAUCAAGCAGGCCAUCGAGGGGUAG